Molecule: messenger RNA, 1848 nt
Organism: Oncorhynchus tshawytscha (Chinook salmon)
Lineage: Eukaryota; Metazoa; Chordata; Actinopteri; Salmoniformes; Salmonidae
Product: plexin-A4-like
Exons: 10
Coding region: 106-1668 (520 amino acids)
Biological process (GO): regulation of cell shape; regulation of GTPase activity; positive regulation of axonogenesis
Cellular component (GO): semaphorin receptor complex
Molecular function (GO): semaphorin receptor activity
Source: RefSeq, a predicted model, not a curated record
CUGGGCCUGGACUUCAGUGAGAUCCAGGGGAACGUCAGGGUGGCCGAGGUGGACUGUACCCCCGUCCCCGAGGGAUACAUCCCCGCAGAACAGAUAGUGUGUGAGAUGGCGGUGGCAACGCCGAGCCAGUUCGCCAACUACGUGGAGGUGUGUGUGGGGGGUGUGGGGGUCAGAGAGUGUCCAAAAGAGUUCAGGGCCGUAUACUCCAAGUACUACUACUUCGUGGUCACCAGACUGAUCAGCCUGAAGCCCAGCCGAGGGCCCGUUUCCGGGGGAACCAUCGUCAACAUCACCGGUAGCAACCUGGACGCCGGGAGCAACGUGUCCAUCAUGUUCAAGGACCAGAAGUGCACCUAUCACAGGAGGGGCGGCCAGUGGAUCACGUGUCGCUCCCACGCCUCGCUGCAAGGAUAUGGAAACGUCAGUGUGUCAGUGACGGUGGACAAGGCCCGCAUACAGAAAGACUUGAAGUUUGAGUACGUGGAGGACCCCACUAUCAUCAAGCUGGAACCUGAGUGGAGCAUCUUCAGUGGGCACACACCUGUGACCGUGACCGGCACCAACCUGGACAUCAUACAGAGCCCCCUCAUCAGAGCCAAGUACAACGGUCGAGAGACGGUCAAUAUAUGCCAGGUGUUCAGCCCCACGUCCAUGCUGUGCCAGGCCCCAGAGCUGCCCAUCAGCCUGGGCAGGCAGAGGGAGGUGCCAGCGCGGCCCGAUGAGUUUGGCUUCAUCCUGGAUGACGUGCAGGCAGUGCUGGCCCUCAACAACACGCCGUUCAUCUACUACCCCAACCCCGAGUUCGAACCCCUCCAUGUGUCUGGGGUGCUGGAGCUCAAGCCUGGCUCCCCCAUCAUACUGAAGGGGCGGAACUUCCUCCCUCCCACCAAUACCAACGGUAAUAACGGCAAGCUGAACUACACGGUUCUGAUUGGUGAUAAACCUUGUCUGUUGACCGUGUCAGACAACCAGCUGCUGUGUGAGUCGCCCAACCUGACAGGGCGACACAAAGUCUUGGCCCGUGUGGGCGGCAUCGAGUUCUCCCCGGGCGUGGUCCACAUCACGUCAGACAGUCCGCUGAGCAGCACGGCCAUCAUCAGCAUCGCCGGCGCCGGUGCCCUGCUCAUCCUCUUCAUUGUGAUAGUGCUCAUUGCAUAUAAACGCAAGUCACGCGAGAGCGACCUCACCCUGAAGAGGCUGCAGAUGCAGAUGGACAACCUAGAGUCUCGUGUGGCCCUGGAGUGUAAAGAGGCCUUUGCCGAGCUGCAGACAGACAUACAUGAGUUGACCAGUGACCUGGACGGAGUGGGCAUCCCCUUCCUGGACUACAGGGCCUACACCAUGAGGGUCCUCUUCCCUGGCAUAGAGGAGCACCCUGUUCUCAGGGACCUGGAGGUGCCGGGCUACAGACAGGAGCAGGUGGAGAAGGGCCUGAAGCUGUUCGGCCAGCUCAUCAACAACAAGGUCUUCCUGCUCUCAUUCAUCCGCACGCUCGAGUCGCAGCGUGGCUUCUCCAUGCGUGACCGCGGCAACGUGGCCUCGCUCAUCAUGACAAUGCUGCAGAGUAAACUGGAGUACGCCACCGAUGUCCUCAAGCACCUGCUCUCUGACCUCAUCGACCGCAACCUGGAGAGCAAGAACCACCCCAAGCUGCUGCUCCGAAGGUGAGGGGAGAGGGGAGAAGUGUGUGUGUGUGUGUGUGUGACUCUCGUGGGCCAUCUCUGGCCUCAUUAAGACAAAGGCCUUGGCUCUGUCCUCACCUCUCUGUGUCUGGGGAGAGGGGUGAGUGACUUCACUUCUCCAGAACACCUGCACAAACUCACACACACACUUCUCUGUCUCUCUUCA